Messenger RNA from Gekko japonicus, 4235 nucleotides. RefSeq names its product myosin IB (gene MYO1B). Gene Ontology annotation, molecular function: actin filament binding; ATP binding; microfilament motor activity. Lineage: Eukaryota; Metazoa; Chordata; Lepidosauria; Squamata; Gekkonidae. The annotation marks the transcript as partial. The transcript is spliced from 22 exons. The record is from RefSeq and is a predicted model, not a curated record. Gene Ontology annotation, biological process: actin filament organization; vesicle transport along actin filament. Gene Ontology annotation, cellular component: plasma membrane; vesicle; actin cytoskeleton.
AUCUGUUGGAGAAGUCCCGUGUUGUGAAGCAACCAAGAGGUGAAAGGAACUUUCACAUUUUCUAUCAGAUACUGUCUGGAGGAUCUGAAGAGAUGCUACAAAAACUGAAGCUGGAGCGAGAUUUCAGUCGAUACAACUACCUGAGUCUGGACUCCGCAAAAGUGAACGGCGUGGACGAUGCGGCCAACUUCAGAACCGUUAGGAAUGCCAUGCAGAUUGUGGGAUUCCUGGACCACGAAACACAGUCCGUUUUUGAAGUUAUUGCCGCUGUGUUAAAACUGGGGAAUAUCGAGUUCAAGCCUGAAUCUCGCGUGAACGGCUUAGACGAAAGUAAAAUCAAAGAUAAAAAUGAACUCAAAGAAAUAUGCGAGCUGACGGGCAUCGAUCAGUCAGUGCUUGAAAGGGCCUUCAGCUACCGGACCGUCGAAGCAAAGCAGGAGAAGGUCUCCACAACGCUCAAUGUGGCUCAGGCUUAUUAUGCUCGGGAUGCUCUGGCGAAGAAUCUUUACAGUAGGCUCUUUUCUUGGCUCGUUACUAGGAUCAAUGAAAGCAUUAAGGCACAGACGAAAGUAAGGAAGAAAGUCAUGGGAGUUUUGGACAUCUACGGCUUUGAAAUUUUCGAGGAUAACAGUUUCGAGCAGUUCAUUAUCAACUACUGCAACGAGAAGCUGCAGCAGAUCUUCAUCGAGCUUACGCUGAAGGAAGAGCAAGAAGAGUACAUACGAGAGGGCAUCGAAUGGACCCACAUCGAGUACUUCAACAACGCCAUCAUUUGUGACCUAAUAGAAAACAAUCAGAACGGGAUCCUGGCCAUGCUAGAUGAGGAAUGCCUGCGGCCUGGCGUGGUGACCGACGACACCUUCCUGGAAAAGCUGAACCAGGUCUGUGCCACCCACCAGCACUUCGAAAGCCGGAUGAGCAAGUGCUCGCGCUUCUUGAACGACACCUCCCUGCCCCACAGUUGCUUCCGAAUCCAGCACUACGCUGGCAAGGUGAUGUAUCAAGUGGAAGGAUUCGUUGACAAGAACAAUGACCUCUUGUACCGUGAUCUGUCACAAGCCAUGUGGAAAGCCAGCCACCCCCUCAUUAAAUCGCUGUUCCCGGAAGGAAACCCUGCCAAGAUUAACUUAAAGAGACCUCCAACGGCUGGUUCACAGUUCAAGUCUUCCGUGGCGACCUUGAUGAGGAACUUGCAGACCAAAAACCCCAACUACAUCAGGUGCAUCAAGCCUAACGAGAAGAAGGCGGCGCACGUCUUCACCGAGGCCCUGGUGUGCCACCAGGCUCGCUACUUGGGGCUGCUGGAAAACGUCCGGGUCAGGAGGGCGGGGUACGCAUUCAGGCAGCCCUACGUCCCUUGUCUGGAAAGGUACAAGAUGCUUUGUAAGCAGACGUGGCCCCGCUGGAGAGGCCCUGCCAGAACUGGAGUGGAGGUCCUAUUCAAUGACCUAGAGAUCCCUGAAGAAGAGUAUUCCUUCGGUAGAUCAAAAAUAUUCAUCCGCAAUCCAAGAACACUCUUCAAGUUGGAAGACCUGCGGAAACAACGCCUCGAGGAUUUGGCAACGUUAAUCCAGAAGAUCUACAGGGGCUGGAAGCGCCGUACGCAGUUCCUUCUCAUGAAGAAGAGUCAGAUUGUGAUCGCUGCCUGGAUCAGGAGAUACGCGCAACAGAAGAGGUACCAGCAGACCAAGAGUUCUGCCAUCGUGGUCCAGUCCUAUAUCAGAGGGUGGAAGGCCCGGAAGCUCCUUCGAGAACUGAAGCACCAGAAACGCUGCAGAGAAGCGGUCACAACCAUUGCAGCCUAUUGGCACGGCGUUCAGGUCCGUAGAGAGUACAGGAAAUUUUUCCGAGCCAAUGCAGGAAGGAAGAUUUACGAGUUCGUACUUCAGAAAAUCAUGCAAAAGUAUUUCUUGGAGAUGAAGAAUAAGAUGCCUUCUUUAUCACCAAUAGACAAAAACUGGCCAGCGAGGCCUUACCUCUUUCUGGAUUCAACACACAAGGAACUGAAGAGGAUAUUCCACUUAUGGAGGUGUAAAAAGUACAGGGAUGGGUUCACCGCUCAGAAGAAAGGCAUUUACGAAGAAAAACUGGAAGCCAGCGAGCUUUUCAAGGACAAGAAAGCUUUAUAUCCGGCAAGCGUCGGGCAGCCUUUCCAAGGGGCUUACCUUGAAAUCAGCAAGAACCCCAAGUACAAAAAGCUAAAAGACGCCAUGGAGGAGAAAGUGAUCAUUGCCGAAGUAGUAAACAAAAUCAACAGAGCAAAUGGGAAGUGCGCCGCUAGGAUUUUCCUGCUCACAAAGAAUCACGUCCUCCUGGCCGAUCAAAAGUCAGGGCACAUCAAGUCGGAGCUUCCCCUGGAGGACGUCACGAAGGUGUCCAUGAGCUCUCAGAACGACGGCUUCUUCGCCGUGCAUCUCAAGGAAGGGUCCGGAGGAGCUGGGAAGGGGGAUUUCCUGCUCAGGAGCGACCAUCUGAUCGAAAUGGCCACCAAGCUGUACCGGGCCACGCUCAGCCAAACUAACCAGAAGCUCAACAUUGAAAUAUCCGAUGAGUUCCUCGUUCAGUUCAGACAGGACAAAGUGUGCGUGAAGUUCGUGCAGGGGAACCAGAAGAAUGGCAACGUCCCAACUUGCAAGCGAAAAAACAACCGACUUCUUGAAGUCGCUGUGCCUUAAUUCUCUUGUGUUUUCUCCUACCUUACGUGGAGCUGUUCUUUGUAACGGUGCAAUUUUAGCAGUUAUGGGGGGAGGGGGGAGUCUUGGUGGGACCGGGAGGGGUGUUCUGCAAAUAGCUGUGGGAGACCCUUGCCGAAAGGUGCAACUAAGUUAUCGACACACAGAUCUUUUUAGUAUGAUAAUCUCUAAGGUCCAUAUGCGGGCUUCGUCCGCUGACCGCGUAUUAUAGGCAGGCCAAAUGUCUUCUCGUACUUGUAAUGUUUUUUAUUUAUUCCUCACUUUUUAUUGCUGCUUAUUACAGGCCCAUAUACCUUACAGCCCCGUUCUUCAUACUCCUUAAGCUGGAAUCCUGCCCCUCUGGCUAUGCAGGCUGCGCCGGGAAGGUGCUCAUUGCCUCUGUUUCCUCCUUGUUCUGUUCUGGGGCAAAGCUCAGUCCGAAGGGUUAAUGGAGAGCCAGGAUUAGUGGCUCUGGCAAAAUUCUCCGAGAGAAGCUGUUACCCCGCUAAUUGCAAACAGCACAGAGCUGCUCUGUAAUGGGAUCUUUAAUGGUGUCCAGGGCAGGAAACCCUUGGUUCUGCACAGCAGAAGGAAUGUAUGACUGCAUACGCAGCGGCUUGCGUAUGCUUUUGUUUUAUUUGCAUCGAAGAAACCGGAGUUUUGCAGCAGCCGUUUUAAUUGUCAGCUUUUAAUGCCUUUUCGAGUGUAGGAAAGCCGUAGGGGUCCAUUAGGCAGACAACAUGUAUUUUAGAAGGUUACCGUAGCCACGUUGCCCAAGGCAUGUCUUUUGUUUUAUGUAGGGUUCCCCCGUCCAUUUAAAAUUCCCCUUUCAAUGUUGAAUGUCCAAACUGCUUGCACGGGGGGGGAACCGAGUGCAAGUGAUUUUUAACGACAUGUCUGUCAAAUGAAGGGAUCGAAUCUUUUCCUUUUCGUUUCUUUUUCUAACCCUGGACAUUGGCAUACGUUCUGUGCAAUGUGCAAUAAAAACAUUCGUACAGCUUGCGAAACUUAUUUAUAAUAACUUCUGUUGGAAAAAGGCAUGGGUUGGGACAUCCUGCGUAUCUCUUGUUCUGAAGACUGAAACUGGGUUUGCUGCGCAUUGAAUCUGAAGGGCAAGUUUCCGGGUGUACACUACAGCUUAUCGCUAUUGGAGACGUUGUACAUAAAUCUGGUAUUAAUGGUAAAUAAUUGUUCUAAUCCUGUGCUGUUUGGUACUCUUGUGAUAACCAUAUUUUUGUAUUUCAAACAGUUUUAUAUAAAUUUGUGCACCUGAUAUGUAUCGUGUGCACAGAAACACUUUACAGUCGAGACCCGCGUUCCAAACUUUCCGAAUACAGAUCACAACCUUAAAGCCUUGUACAAAGCAGGAGAAUUAGCCGAGAGCAUUGAUUUAUGGCGUGUCGUUUUCAAGUGUUUAGGCAGAAGUUAGCUAAAGGGGUUUGUUUGAAUGUGAUUGUUUGGUUUUGUUGGUGUAAGGAUGGUUUUAGACCUUAUUGUAUUCUCAGUCUGACGUAAGAACUUGCCUUCCAGGAGAGAUUACUGCACAAAAGUGCAAUGCUAAAA